This is a messenger RNA of Protopolystoma xenopodis, 330 nucleotides long. NCBI's taxonomy places the organism in Eukaryota, Metazoa, Platyhelminthes, Monogenea, Polystomatidea, Polystomatidae. The record is from the annotation of a GenBank genome assembly.
AUGAUUGCGUAUCGGUCGUCCCACACAGCCGGCCAGACGAGUGCUGGUCGUUGCGUCCGUUUGGGUGGAGCCAACGCCAUGUUGUUGCUGAGCGGUGCCACGCUGGUGAAUGCGGUUGCCAACCUGCUUUGUCCGACAGUUUGGUCCGGCAGUUACGCAAGAAUGUUGGUGUUUGCGCUCAUUUUCGGCGGCCUCAUGUCUCCGGUGUACACGCUGAAUCCUCAUUGUCUGCUCGAGCUUCUGCCCCGCAACCGCUUGGCAGACGGUCUUGGCUUCUUCCUCUUCUUCACCUCGGCCUCCUACUUCCUGGCCACACCCAUUUCCAGUUAG